UCUUGUUUCUACACGUUGGGCAUUGCAUCAAAUCUGCGCGCGUGCAUCGGCGCGCACUUUUUUUUUCCGCGUCGCGAAUGGAUUGAACCGAAAGUAGCCUGCCUGCGCCUCGUUUGCGCGAAUUCACCUGCCAUUCUCGCACUCGUCAGUUACGUUGCGCUUUUAAGGGCGACGGGUGAGGCGAGAAUCGGCCUUCUCCACUGCUUUGUUUACACUCAGAGUUCUUCUACCAUCGCCGAAAAGGACCCAACAUCGAAAAAACAAACCUGGCAGGUAUGCUGAGACAUGGCCGGAAAGUUGAUGCGGUAUUCCUCUCUUUUGACGAGGUGUCCUGAUACCAGGUCUGCCGACAUGGCAGGCAUGACUACUGGCAUCUGUGGAGUGUCUUACGGGCGCUACAACUACAUCAUGAAACAGCUGCAUGGCAUGCAGAGGUACUCUCUGGCACUCCCGAGAAGCUUCAUGCAGAGGCGGGCCAUGGCAACCAUACUUAGCACGAAUGACGUUGCUCCAGUGACUGUGUCAAAGAUCAAAAAGGUGCUGAAGGACAACGCAGUUGGAUUUGACGAAGGAUACACCUGUUUAAAGAUCACGUGCCCCAUCUGUCAGCACGAUCCUUCUAUCGCUGAGGUUCACAAGAGUUUGUCUCCAACAGCGUUUAUCAAUGUCAGAACAGGCCUCUUCACAUGCUAUAAUUGCCAUGUAGUGACCAGUUGGCGGAAUCUUCAGGACUGCUUUGCAAUUGAGAAAACUCCAGAGCUCAGGGAACGGCUAGCAGCCGACUGCCAUGCCUUUCCUAACGAGCAAGAAGCGAGGGAUCUGCAGUCUCUGUACGAGUCUUCCACACGGUUAGCAGACACAGAGUCGUCACUGCUGCAACAGAUAAUUAGCAGGUUUGGCCUACAGAGGAUACACCCGGUAACGAUGAGUGCAAUGGACGUCCGCCUGUCUGAAGACAAGUCCAGUAUACUGUUCCCCAUUUACGGACCAACGAAAAAGCUGGUAGCACUGAAGUCCAUAGAAAUGACGGAGGAGCUUGAAGCAACAAACAUUUUCCCCAGGCCGGCAGUUGUGGGCCUGUUUGGUUGGCACAGGAUCAAGAGGGGCCACCAGGAGCUCAUUCUGACUGCAUCCGAGAAAGAUGCCCUGGCUGUUGUACAGGAGACCAAUCUUCCGGUAGCAUCUCUUCUAUCAGGAACUUCAAACCUGCCUCUAGAGUUUGUGCUUCCAUUGUUUGAGCAAUUUGACAAGAUCACCCUUUGGUUUGGAAACCGUCUCCAAGACUGGGAAUCCGUGAAGGUCUUUGCAAGGAAGCUUUCCGAGAAGAGGUGCUAUUACGUCAGGCCUAAGGAAGGUUACCCGCUGGCAGCACUGCAGGCAAAGCCACAGAGUCGGCUUCCAGAUGUGCUGAAGCGGUGUCAGCCAGUCAGCCACCGAGCCAUCACAACGUUCCACAGCCUGCGAGCUGCGGUAGCAGACCUCCUACAAAACGUGGACACAUUCAUGGGCGUACCCUGGCAGAGGUUUCCUGGGCUCGUGCGCCUACUCAAAGGUUUUCGGACGGGUGAGCUAACAGUAUUUACAGGACCUACCGGUUCGGGCAAGACCACAUUUAUGUGCGAGUACUCUUUGGACCUUUGCAUGCAAGGGGUCAACACUCUCUGGGGAAGCUUUGAAAUUCAGAAUGAAAAGCUAGCCAAAAUUAUGCUAACCCAGUUUGCCAAAAUGUCGCUGGAGAACAAUAUGGAGGAAUUCGACUCGUGGGCCGACAAAUUUGAGCUUCUACCUCUGUACUUCAUGACUUUUCACGGGGAAGAGUCUAUGAAAAAUGUUAUGGAUGCUAUGGCCCACGCUGUGUAUGUGCACGACAUUCAGCAUGUGGUGGUAGACAAUGUGCAGUUCAUGAUGGGUGUUGGCAUGGACAACUCCAACGUUGAUCGUUUUUGGAGGCAGGACCUCUUGAUUGCCUCUUUUCGGCGAUUUGCCACCCAGCACAACUGUCACGUGACACUGGUCAUGCAUCCACGUAAGGAAAAAGACUCCGAGGAGCUCAGCACCAGUUCGAUCUUCGGCGGGGCCAAGGCAAGCCAAGAGGCCGACAAUGUGCUCAUUCUCCAGGACCGGAGACUCGCAUCUCCGCAUGGACGCAAGCAUUUGCAGGUGACCAAAAACAGAUUUGACGGAGACAUCGGUUCGGUGCCACUUGAAUUCAACAAGGAGACGCUCACCUUUUCUGAGAGCACGUCACCAUUCAAGAAGCCGACAGAACGAACGCCAAAAAGUGCCUCUUUCCACACCGGUCUUCCACCACCCAGAUGAAUUUUUCUUGUAGCAGUCGGGUACGUUGCAUCGAGCGUUACGGUCGGUCCCUGGAGUUUACGUUUCGUAUCUCACCAGUUUUUUUUUCACGGUUUUACCU
Molecule: messenger RNA, 2419 nt
Organism: Rhipicephalus microplus (southern cattle tick)
Lineage: Eukaryota; Metazoa; Arthropoda; Arachnida; Ixodida; Ixodidae
Gene: mtDNA-helicase
Product: mitochondrial DNA helicase
Biological process (GO): mitochondrial DNA replication
Cellular component (GO): mitochondrion
Molecular function (GO): single-stranded DNA binding; ATP binding; 5'-3' DNA helicase activity
Source: RefSeq, a predicted model, not a curated record